Oppia nitens is the source of this 1010-nucleotide messenger RNA. RefSeq lists its product as uncharacterized. The record is from RefSeq and is a predicted model, not a curated record. The transcript is spliced from 2 exons. NCBI's taxonomy places the organism in Eukaryota, Metazoa, Arthropoda, Arachnida, Sarcoptiformes, Oppiidae. The coding region runs from base 1 to 594 and encodes 197 amino acids.
AUGGCCUCCAGUACACGCUUGUCAUACAAUUGUUUUGAUGGACACAAUUUACCGAAUCCUCCUGCAACACCACCACCAACUGCUACAGCACCAUUACCAGCACCAUUACCAGCACCAUUACCAGCACCAUUACCAGCACCAUUACCAGCACCAUUACCAGCACCAUUACCAGCACCAUUACCAGCACCAUUACCAGCACCACUACCAGCACCAYUACCAGCACCAUUACCAGCACCAUUACCAGCACCAUUACCAGCACCAUUACCAGCACCAUUACCAGCACCAUUACCAGCACCAUUACCAGCACCAUUACCAGCACCAUUACCAGCACCAUUACCAGCACCAUUACCAGCACCAUUACCAGCACCAUUACCAGCAGCUACAGCAGCAGUAGCUAAAGCAGCAGCUACAGCACCACUAUCAUCAACACUAUCAUCAGCAUCACUAUCAGCAUCACUAUCAGCAUCACUAUCAGCAUCACUACCAGAACCACUACCAGAACCACUACCAGUAUUACUACCAACAUCACUACCAGAGUUUAGUCCUACACAUGCAAUCAAUGGACAUGGUUUACUUCCACAUGAUUUGUGUUGACCAUAACUAUAAUCGCAACUAUAACCAUUACAACAUGGUUUAUCAUCAUCAUUGCACGCUUCAUUCAUCUUUCCGCACGUACUUGUAUUGACACAUUUGCCUAAUUGGCAAUAACACGCGUCACACUCGUAGCCAGGGGCACAUUUUUUAUCGCCACCGAAUCCACCAAUACAUUUAGCACCGGCACCACCACCACCUCCACCAACAUUAACAGCACUAUUGAUUGAGUUCUGGAUAGUCAACAAACAUUGAUUGAAAAUUAAAAUACAAACAAUCAAUUUAAAUAAUACGACCAUGAUGAAUUUUUUAGAAAUAAUUAUUUUUAAAUUAUUUUAAAUACAACAAUUUACUAAAUAAAAUUGAAAGUUUGUAUUAUAUACUUUUGUUAAUUAUGUUAACUUCCACGUAAUAGUAUA